UUUUAUCAGUCUGCUGUGUGUGAGUAGCGAGUGAUAUAGUGCUGUAAUGUGAUUAUUUGUUGCUUCAUGAUGGUCAUUUUCAGAGUUCCUAAUCGCAUUUUUUUUUUCAUAUGUAAUGCCUAACAGUACGAACUUUCAAUGUGUCUAUUUUUUUUAUAUUUCUGUGCAAGCCCUGAGACAAUACUGCCCUAGGAAAAAAGUGUGAAUGCGCUCACUCGUAUUCUGCUGCUCACACAUUUUUUUCAUCUUCAUCGUAAGCUCUCCAUUGUAAGAAGUAUUAUUACGAAAUUUGUUUAGUAGGGCUCUAAAAUUAUGUUUUUCUUCAUGUUAUUCACCUCUCAAUAGUGUACAUUUAGAGAGCAAUCAAUCAUUCACUAACCUUUCCCUAUCAGAAAGUUCCCUUCUUUCAGCUCCUGAUCAAGACUCUCAAUGUUUAUUGUGCACAAGUUCAAAUCUUCUGUAAGACCAGUCCGUCCCAAAUUACGCCACUUCAAUUUCUCAACCAUGGCUACAUUUGGUCCAUCCACAAGCACUGGAGAUAUGAUAGCUGUUGCUCAGAUGAAUUCUACAAAUAGUAAAUCAGAGAAUUUAGAAACUUGCAAAACAUUGAUAAGCAGAGCAGUGGAACAAGGUGCCAAAAUGGUGUUUUUGCCAGAAGCCUGCGAUUAUAUUGGUAACAGUCAUGAAGAAACGGAGAGCUUAGCAGAACCUCUGAACGGGCCUUGGGUGAAAAGUAUCCAAAGAGAAGCUGAGUCCAAAAAAAUAUGGGUUUCGCUCGGUGGUUUUCACGAAAAGCUUGAGAAUGGGCGUUUAAGGAAUGCGCAAGUCAUCAUUAAUAGCCAGGGGGAAAUAACUGCUGUCUAUCGAAAAGUUCAUUUGUUCGAUGUAAACUUUCCUGAAAAAGGUGUAGUCAUGCAAGAAUCUAAAUACAUUGAGCAAGGCACAGAAAUACUUCCUCCAGUGUCUACUCCAUUUGGAAAGAUUGGACUUGCUGUAUGUUACGAUGUGCGGUUUCCAGAGAUGAGCAUUAAACUCGCCCAAGCUGGUGCCCAAAUACUUACAUAUCCAUCUGCUUUCAUGUUCGAGACUGGUGCUAAUCAUUGGGAAACGCUGCUGAAAUGUCGAGCUCUUGAGAAUCUAGCGUAUGUUGUCGCAGCUGCUCAGACAGGAGCUCACGGUUCCAAAAGGAAAUCGUGGGGUCAUGCAUCUAUUAUUGAUCCUUAUGGAAGCAUCAUAGCUCAGUGUUCAGAAGGAACAAACUUAGCAUUUGCGAUGAUAAACCUAGAUUAUGUUGAAACUCUUCGCAAGUCAAUACCUGUUUGGUCUAAUAGGAGGUUUGAUCUCUAUCCAAAACUUGAGGCAUCUCAUUCAUCGGAUGCUCUUCAAAAUUGCAAAAACAUUGAAUUUACAUUCGGACAAGUCAAAGUGCCUGCUGAACAUGUUUUUUUCAAAACUCAGUCAACUAUCGCUUUUGUGAAUAAAAAGUGCGUUGUGCCGGGACAUGUUCUAGUGGCUCCAAUAAGGUUAGUGACUAAAUUCCACGAGAUGAGUGACGAGGAAGUUGCUGACCUAUUUCAAGUCGUCAAACGAGUUGAAAAAGUGAUGGAGCAAAAAUACGAGACAGAUUCUUCAACUCUCUGCAUUCAGGAUGGUACUCAUGCGGGACAAACCAUUCGGCAUGUUCACGUUCACAUUCUACCACGUGUUCCUGGCGAUUUUGCAUUCAAUGAUGACAUCUACAAAGAGCUCCAGAAUCAUGACAAAGUGGAAAAAGGCUGGAGAAACUCAGAAGAAAUGACAGAAGAAAGUAACUCUUUGCGACCUCUCUUCUCCUGAUUUCGGUCUUCAUUCAUUAAUAUCUCUGCCUUUUUAUUUUUAAGUAUCCGGAUUCUAUUUCAAUGGUCCAAGGUCGUUUUAACUGUCAGACACUUAAAAAGAAUCGAUCUAUAUGUAGAAAGAGCUUUACACACUUGAAAAGAAACUGUAAAGACUGAUUUACCAUGAACAUUAGGUACCUAUAAACUAAGCUUGAAUUUAAGAAGUCUUUAAAGAUGAAAUCACUGUAAGUAACCAAUAAUUCUGAAAGAUUCCCACAGUUAAUAUUCUUUUUCUGAUCUUUUUUUCAUAUUAUUUUUCCCUGUGCACAGCUUAAUUUUACCAAAAUCAGCCUCAGCAAUUUUCAGAGCAACUUUCCCAAAAAGCAAUUUAGGUAAUACGUACCUACAUCAAAAGAAGUUUUUUUAUUCAAUCUAUAAGUGAACAUUUCAAAGAAUGUAUUUAAUCCCCCAAUUGAUCCCAAAAGCUGCAUUUGUGUUUUCUGCUACUACUUAGUUUUAAGUGUGAUUAAAAACAACAAGAAUGCUGAUGGCUUUUCCUUUGAAAAAUUAAAAUUACUAUAAUGUUUAAAGUUGUGAUAUGUUAUGAAUUCAUGGUUUAAGUAGUUAUUUUUUAAUUUAAAUGCAGUUUUAAUAAAAAAUUUGACCAUA
This is a messenger RNA of Bemisia tabaci, 2486 nucleotides long. It is a transcript of the gene NitFhit, whose product is annotated as NFT-1 protein. Lineage: Eukaryota; Metazoa; Arthropoda; Insecta; Hemiptera; Aleyrodidae. Gene Ontology annotation, molecular function: hydrolase activity, acting on carbon-nitrogen (but not peptide) bonds, in linear amides. The record is from RefSeq and is a predicted model, not a curated record.